ACGAACAAAUCAUAUAUAAGCUUAGAGAAGUCAUAAAUACAACACGAUGUUUAUUUUCUGAGAUAACAUGGUGUCCAAGAACUGCAUUUAUAUUUGUGCUUUGUUGUAUUUCAACUGCAUUGCAGGAACAGUUGCAAAAGACAUCUUCUCACUAAAUGUAGAGGCUUAUGACGACACCUACGAAGAUGCAAAAUCUCUUCACAUAUCUAAAGUAGAAACUUUAAUUCAUUGCUCAAUGAAUUGUUUAAACCAGGCUCGUUGUGUGUCCUAUUUUUACAAUGGAUUAUCGAACAUGUGUAUCCUACAUGAAGAUCCUUUUACGUAUACAAUCCGGUCGCAGUCUGGAGCAGGAUGGAAAUUUUACAUUACCUUUGUCCACUCUAAUCGAUGCAAGCCUGAUUUCUUUUACUAUCGAUAUCAUGAUCUUUGCUAUAAAUUUGGACCAGCAAUAAAUGCUAACGAUUCUAGCAUUGCUUCGAUAUGUAGUGAACCUAACGAAGAUCUUGUGAGGGUCGAUUCUGAAGAAAGACAAUCCUACAUAGAAACAAUCACAGCUGACAUUGGUCUUGUGUACAAUAACGCCAUCUGUAUUCAGGGAACAAGCAUGCUAAGCUCAUCACACCAAUGGACAUUUAAUGAUGGGACCAGUAUGCUGUAUUCAAAAUGGGCUCAAGGUCAACCGGAAUCAAAUGGAACAUUUAUACGUAUGUUCCGAUCUUUAAAGUACAAAUGGUACAGUUUAGUUGAUGACAAUAAGUGCUCUUUCAUCUGUGAAUAUAAAUACAAUGACGAUACAUAAAAUGUAUAUCUAACACUAAUAAAACACAACUUUUUGCAACUCUUUGACAUUGAAGGUAAAACUUUGUCUACGACUAUUAUCAAAGAACCAAAAUUCCACCACUAUACCUCUUGUACAACGGUAUUUCCCGUCUCUCAAUUGUACAAAUGUAAUUAUGCAAAGUACU
Mytilus trossulus (common blue mussel) is the source of this 965-nucleotide messenger RNA. RefSeq lists its product as uncharacterized. Bases 68 to 799 code for a protein of 243 amino acids. The record is from RefSeq and is a predicted model, not a curated record. NCBI's taxonomy places the organism in Eukaryota, Metazoa, Mollusca, Bivalvia, Mytilida, Mytilidae. The transcript is spliced from 3 exons.